Molecule: messenger RNA, 870 nt
Organism: Haemonchus placei
Lineage: Eukaryota; Metazoa; Nematoda; Chromadorea; Rhabditida; Trichostrongylidae
Source: the annotation of a GenBank genome assembly
AUGUCGGAAGAUUUCGAUGCUGAAAAUCCACGUACGGUCUUUGAUGUCAGCAGUUUCUAUACGGUAGUACUAUGUAUCGUCUAUCUUGCGAUAGGUUCCACUUCUAUCCUAUUCAACAUUUUCAAUAUUUACGUAUUUGGUCGACGAAAAUCGCUCAGGAAGAAGUAUAUUGUGUUUAUUUUUCUUGAAGCUGCUGAAAUUGUGAAUGGCAUCGCCUACAUAAUGACGGGUCUUGGUCGAUUAAAUGCGAUUGUUACUGAUCAUCUGAGGACGCCCAUCUCUGUAGAAGACUGCUUCUUCACGAGGCCAUGGCCAGCACUUAUAAUUGUGGGCACACAGCUACCAGCAUUGGUGGUGAUAUUUGCCUCAGUGGAACGAACAAUAGCUGUUUAUCAGCCUAGCAAUUACUAUCGUACCUGGAAUUACACCUACAAGUUGAAGCGGUUGUUUCUGGUGCUCGUCGUUCAACUGGUGUCCAUUUUGAUAGCGGCUCGCACAUCGGCUGGUCUAGAUUCACUGAAUCCAACACAACACUGCCCUGUGAUUUCAUCCACGCACAUCGCCUACUGUACUGCGCAUUUCCUAUUCGUCGUUCUUGCUUAUAUGAUCAGUUUCGUUACCCUGCUCUCCAUAUUUAGAAGUAGACAGAGCUACGGCCAAGUAAUAUCAUCGUCUCUACGGCGAUGUCAUAGUCAUAGUCGACGCGAAUCAAAUCUCAAGGUAUUCAUGAUGACAUCGCUGAUGUGUAUUGUCUUCAUGUCGAUACCUGCUCUUGCAAGCCUUCUGAUUCGAUGGAAUUUUAUAGAAGGCAAUGAAAUCGUACUUGGAAUAUCACUAGUACCACCAGGGUAUGUGCUUACAAUUCUCUAG